Molecule: messenger RNA, 2824 nt
Organism: Pyrus x bretschneideri (Chinese white pear)
Lineage: Eukaryota; Viridiplantae; Streptophyta; Magnoliopsida; Rosales; Rosaceae
Product: plant UBX domain-containing protein 10
Exons: 4
Coding region: 1128-2549 (473 amino acids)
Cellular component (GO): endoplasmic reticulum
Molecular function (GO): ubiquitin binding
Source: RefSeq, a predicted model, not a curated record
UCUUCUCUCUUGUGCGAACUGGGCACUCUCUCUUGUCGUCCCCGCCGCUUGCUCCAUCUCCUUCUCUCGCUGGCUGUGUUCUCCCCGUCUCAUCUGGCAAGCUAUGUUCUCUCCCUCUCCUCUUGGUGGCUCUAUUCCCCCUGUCACCUUUGUUAUCUGAUAACACCCACAGAGAGACAACUCGCACCACCACCACACAAAUUCGGAACGAUUUCAUUUGGGUUUUAGAACCUUGAUUGGGAAUCGAUAAUAGGAUUUGAAAAUUCGAAAAGGUUUCAUAUGGGUUUUAUGAUUCAGAAAGAGUUCUUCUGGAUUUAAGAUUUCAUCUGGGUUUUUAAUUUCUUUAAUUUCUGGGUUUUAAUAUUCCAUCUGCUUGAUGGUGUUUUCAAGCCCCUUUGGGCCAACAACAGCAGGUAAGAAAAUGAGGGUGUUUGUGGGGGUGGUGCGACACAGGGAUCUGGGAUUCUGGGAAAGAGAUAGAUUUUUUUUUAUUUUUUAAUUUUUUUUUAGUAAUCUGAUUUAAACAGGGGACAAAUAUGAAGUGAAAUAUCAAAGUUACUUUGAAUUUCUCUUAUCCGGUUCAGUAUCAAACACAUUAUAAAUGAUAUGAUCAUUGAUCCGAUAUUGCAUCAAAUGCUUAAUUAAUUUAAUCAGUACUAUCCGGUAGUUAUUUAUUCUAUCCGACAGAAAUAGUUAGUACAAUUUGAACUGCCAAACAAAGUCUUAGGAUCAUCCACGCUGGUGCUUUCCGUCUCCAAUGUGCUGGCCCUGGUCCUGGACUCGGUCUUGUAGAUGAUGCAACAAGCCUAUUAACACUAGGAACGCCCGCUUUGUUGUGUUUGCCUUCUCAUCUGCUUGCAAGCAAAUCCCCGCCAGCAUGUACAACGAUAAUUUAGCCAAUCACGACAAUGGCAAUUCAGUUAUUUCCCAAAUAGUCAGGGGUAUUUCUGGUGUUCCACAAAACCUUAUAACUGUAGACCUUUUGCUUUCGCUCCCGCGGAUGCUGUCAUAAACCUCCUCGGUAAUUUCUCAGAGAAGAGAACCGACAUCCCCAAAGCGCUGUCGUGUCGGUCUCGGCUCUCUCCUCUUUCUUCUCGAACUAGAGAAACCCUAAUCUGUUUACAGAGAUGGCCGAUGCCAACGACAAGUUAGCGUAUUUCCAAGCGAUCACAGGCCUCGAAGACACCGAUUUGUGCGAGGAGAUUCUCACCGCCCAUGGCUGGGACCUCGAGCUCGCGAUCUCCUCCUUCACCACCACUGCGAACCAUACGCCUUCGCCGGAAGAUCCAUCCUAUUCCGGAACCACCUCCAUAGUCUCCGAUUUCGGCGGUGGGAACGGCCUUCGCUCCAUUCCCCAAUCGUCGCACCAGUCUGGACAGUCGUCAAACGCGGUCGCAGCACCCGGUUUUGCUUGGAGGGUCAUCACUCUGCCUAUUUCGGUUAUUUCUGGUAGUCUAGGGUUGAUUUCUCGGGCGGUUGGGCUCGGGUUGUGGGCCGCCGGUGGAGUGCUUUCGUACUCGCUCGGAAUGAUUGGACUCGGGGUUGGUCGGGACGGCGAGGCCUCUGCCCAAUUACUGUCGGUGCCGGCGGUGGGGAAUGAAGCAGUGCAGUUUGUAGCGAGGUUUGAGCAAGAUUUUGGGACGAGGAGGCCGAAUUUUGUCAGCGAGGGGUUUAUGGACGCCCUGCAGAGGUCGAGAAACUCUUUCAAGCUGUUGUUCGUCUACUUGCACUCGCCCGAUCAUCCUGAUACGCCGUCGUUUUGUGAGAGGACUCUGUGCUCUGAGAUGUUGGUGGCUUAUGUUAAUGAGAAUUUCGUGUCGUGGGGAGGGAGCAUUCGGGCAAGUGAAGGCUUCAAGAUGAGUAAUAGUCUGAAGGCCUCGAGAUAUCCCUUCUGUGCCGUCGUAAUGGCUGCCACGAACCAGAGGAUCUUACUGCUUCAGCAGGUUGAGGGGCCAAAGUCUCCUGAAGAAAUGCUCUCAAUACUAAACAGAGUGGUUGAAGAAAGUGCUUCUGUUCUUGGCACAGCAAGGCAUGAGGCAGAACAAAGGAGAAUCAAUGUUCGUUUAAGGGAGGAGCAAGAUGCUGCUUAUAGAGCAGCACUUGAAGCUGAUCAGGCGAGGGAAAACCAGAGGAGGGAAGAGCAAGAACGUCUAGAAAGAGAAGCUGCUGAAGCUGAACGGAAGCGCCAGGAAGAAGAAGAGGCUCGUGAAAGAGCAGCACAGGAAGCUGCAGAGAAAGAGGCUGCACUAGCUAGGAUGCGGCAGGAGAAAGUCUUGUCACUUGGUGCCGAACCUGAAAAAGGACCUGAUGUUACACAGGUUGUGGUUCGGUUCCCAACUGGACAACGCAAGGAAAGGAGAUUCCACAGCACUGCAUUAAUCCAAAGUGUCUAUGAUUUUGUUGAUUCUUUGGGUUGUGUCGAUGCCGAGAGCUACAGUUUGGUGUCAAACUUCCCUCGAGUUGUAUAUGGACCAGAGAAGUUGUCUUUAUCCUUGAAAGAAGCAGGGUUGCAUCCACAGGCCAGCCUUUUUCUGGAGCUGAAUUCUUGAGAAUAUGAUGGUUUGUUAUCAAAAUUUAGUAGAGAUGAUUCCUGCAAAACUGCAACUAGGGUUUAAUUUAUUUUUGCAUCUCUAUACGCAGCAACUAUGUCGAUUUCAUUAGAACGAUAUGACGAGUUACGAUAGAUGAUACUGACAAUAUGUGGAUGUGUAGUUUGAUUUCGUUGCAAAUUAUUUCAAACGAGCGGCCCCCAAAAUUGAAGCUGGAAUUGAAAUAAUGAUACUGACUAUAUAGACUUGAAAAUCUAAAUGAGCUCUUCCUUUCA